This is a messenger RNA of Malus domestica (apple), 798 nucleotides long. NCBI's taxonomy places the organism in Eukaryota, Viridiplantae, Streptophyta, Magnoliopsida, Rosales, Rosaceae. The record is from RefSeq and is a predicted model, not a curated record.
AGCCUUCAGGCACAGUGAGAGGCUUCUCUGGCUCUUCAUCCAUGGACGAUUCCUGGCAGUUCACACCGCUCACAAUUAGUACUUCUUCGUCUUCGAAACAGAGAAGCUGCUCUGCUUUUCAAAGUGAUCAGCAGCUUCAGAGCAUCAAACAUCAAAAGCAAGAUCAUCAUCAGCAGCAGCAGCAUUACUAUGCUUUGGACAGAAACGAAGGAUCCCAGAAGACCAUUCAUCGAUUCUUCGACGAAUGGCCCCCGAAAGAUAAAGAUUCAUGGCUCGAUUUGGAUGAUAAAUCAUCAAACAGCGGAUCGGUUUCUACAACCAGGCUCUCAAUCUCCAUCCCUACUUCUGCUCAUGACUUCCCCAUCUUCACCUCAAGACAUCAUAAUAAUGACUGAGUUUUCCAGUACUGGUUUUCUGAACCAAAGGCCAAAAAUGUACUUGGUGUCACUAUUUUAUUUUAUUUUUUAUAUUUUAUUUAAUCAUGUCUGAAUGUGGUUGAAUCAGAUAAUUGUGUUAAAUGAAGGAUCCUAAGUGUCUCUCUGGCAAACUUGUGUUUUAAAUGGGUCUGCCAAAUAUCUGGUUUCUUUGUUUUUUGGGUACAUUUUUUUUGAUGUUUUGUGUUGUUUGAAGACAUAAUUGAGGAGGGGACCCAAAUGGACCCAAGAUUUUGGCUAAAAAAAAAUACUUUGUCAGUGGUGAAUCUUGAGCUUCCCCACCCUGGUUAUGUUGGCAAAAGAGUGAACUCCAAUCUUUCCUUGUAAAUCUUUAAACCAAAGGCUACAAGCAUUCAUCACCCUU